Messenger RNA from Thermothelomyces thermophilus ATCC 42464, 1992 nucleotides. RefSeq lists its product as uncharacterized. NCBI's taxonomy places the organism in Eukaryota, Fungi, Ascomycota, Sordariomycetes, Sordariales, Chaetomiaceae. The coding region runs from base 166 to 1830 and encodes 554 amino acids. The transcript is spliced from 2 exons. The record is from RefSeq and is a predicted model, not a curated record.
CCAAACAACAAAUUGUCCGCGCCCUCCCUCCACCACCUUGCGUUCCCUCCGCUCCUCCCCCAGAUUUUCCCGCUUCCCCAGCAUCCUUCGCGAGACACCACACGACGUUUUCCAGCCUGAUUUCGCAAGCUCAUCGCGCGCCUCACUCAUGCUUGCGAAGCGCCCAUGUCGUCUGGGUUGAAGCCAUUGCUGCUUCCGCGGCUCGUGGAAGAGAAGAGAAAGCUGGAAGAGCAGGACGACGGUGAACGUGAACCCGCGUCUUUGUACUACUACACCCACGACUCGCCCUCGUCCGACCUUACGCCGCCAUCGCCCGCCACCUCGACAUUCUCCCGCGGCCAUCAUUACAGGUUAUCGGGCUCCAACUCGUCACUCGAACUGAUCUCACCGCCAUGCACCGACACUCCGGCGUCGCCUACACAAUCGCUGCACGCCACCAGGCCCAGCAGGUCACAACUUCCCGACGUCGAGGAAGAGCCACUGGAGAGAGAAGAGGACGAGCCGGCAACGCCGCCCAAGCACUCGGAUCGUGAUUUCGGGUUCCUCAACUAUUGCUUGUGUGAUUCCCCUUGCUCCCACAAUGGCGAGGCCACGCAAAGCACGCCUUACCCUUACAUGGUCGCCGACUUGGACUACGACCUCGGCUUCCUCAGUGACGGCGAUUUCAACGCCAGCCCCAGGCAGAAGAAGCGACGUCACGGUUCCGAGUCUGGCUUCUCGAGUUGGAGUGCCAGACUGGGCUCGCGACUGCCCAGCUUGCCCCGCUGGCGGUCCUCGUCAAUAUCCAGGCGCCACGACCUGACCUUCGCGCCCGGCUCCGACCCUUCCCUAGCGGACUCGCGCCCGAGCUUCUCCCUGGCGGCAUCGAGCCGAUCCUCGUCGAUUUCACGCCGAGCGCGGGCUACAGACCGCGCCCAAGAGUCGGUCCCCGGCACGCCUGCCCUCUCGUUCUACGAAAGCGCCGAGAGCGUCGAUUUAGCCUCGCCACGCGAAAACCUGCCAGCCACCUUGGGCAGAGAGGUAGAGCGCGACCGGGUCAACGCCACCACUCCGCUCUUGCCGCCUCUUGUCAUCGAAAAGGCUCCCAGUCACCACACCCGGCCCCCGUCUUUGCAGACAUCACCACUCCAGUCCCCUUCGAUGAUGUCCGCGCCAGUCCCCGACUUGUCCUCAGCAGCCAAAUCCUUCACAACGCCACCGUUGAGCAGCAAGACGUCCGUUUCCUCCCUGCACCGCGGCACCAUCUCGGGUGCUUUUAGCGACUCGCCGUCACCGAUCCCCUGCUUAUUCGAUCAUCGGGACUCGUGGUCUGAUCGUCUCGGCCAUGCAAACUUCAUUAUCGAGCCGAGGCCGUACGUGCCCGACACGGCCGAUCUCGCUACCCACCAGGCCUUCCGCGCCGAUUGGGACCUGGCCCGGAAGAACUACGCCAAGCACCUUGCGCGGAUUGGCGAGCACUAUGGCUCCACGUCCAAGACCUACGCCUUGACGGCGGCCAAGUGGGCAGAGAUUGAGCAGGAGUGGCAGCGGGACGAGGAUGAUCUCUUGGAACGUCUAGGCCGACAGUGCAAGGACAACCCCUCGGUGGUCUCACAACUACGCCGCACAGCCGAGGAAAGGGUCCCCACCUCUAUCCCGCUCAUGCUUAGCGACGACGGCAAAUUUCCCGAGCUGGGCGAUGUUGAGAUCAUUGGGCCCAUGAUGCGCGAGACCACCAUGGCUCGCGACGGAGCAUCGGAUGAGAAGCGAAGCGGGGCUUCGGGCUGGCUCAAGAACCUUGCCGAAAAGGUUCGGCUGCGAAAUGAUCGACCCAAAAGCAAAACCCAAUGAAUUCCGUCCGCGAUAACGAAACGAUCCUUAUGGCCUCCUGGAUAGAGACGACUGGAUGUCGGCAACGAUCUAAUGAAGAUAACGGAACAUUCUAAUUAGAGGAGAAACGCUCCGUUGUUGUCCACUUUUUUGUUUUUGGCCAGUCUUCUCAUUCUCCGUUCU